AUGCCGCCACCGCUGCGCUUCAAGGCGGAGUCCGUUCGGCGCGAGGAGGCGCGCAACGUGGUAGAGCCGAAGCGGUCCAUGUCCGUCCGCGACACCCUCUACGGUCAGCUCGAGUUUCCACCGGUGAUCCGCAUCCUGACGGACUCGCCGGUGGUUCAGCGGCUGCGCGAUCUGAGGCAGCUUGGAAACUCCUUCUACGUCUAUCCAGGUGCCACGCACUCGCGCUUUGAGCACUCUCUAGGUGUCUGCUAUCUUGGCAUGGAGCUGUACCGCAGUAUCGUGGAUGGCCACCGAGAGGAGCACAGAGACUUUGGCGUUCCUGAGAUCGCGAACCAGACGCGUGAGGCGGCGCAGAAGGACAUGCAGUGCAUCGGAAUUGCCGGCCUGUGCCACGAUCUCGGACAUGGGCCGCUGUCGCACCUGUUCGAGUCCUUUGUGCGCUCAUGUGCGCGGCCCGAGGAAGUGCAGCUGCGCAAGUGGUCGCAUGAGCAGGCGAGCAUCAUGCUGCUGCGCAAGAUGUGGUCGGAGAAUGAGACGGAACUGGGUGAGCUCGGAUUUACGGAAGUCGAUCUGCGCUACGUGGAGUUGCUGAUCAACGGCCUCGCACCUGGCAAGGCGUGGCCCGACAACGUCGGACGGCAGAAGUGGGCGCGCUUCACGACGGAGAUUAUCGCCAACAAGCGCAGCGGGUUGGACGUGGACAAGAUCGACUACAUCCAACGGGACUCCGUCGCGUGUCUUGGUACGCCGACCUUCGUCUCCAUGAGGCGGCUUUUUCAAGGUGCACGGGUCGUAGUGGGCGACGACGACGAGACAUCCAUCGGGUACCCCGACAAGCUGGAUGGUGUCAUCGAGGAGAUCUUCCUGGCCCGCUCCCACCUACACCGUAUCGUCUACCAACACCGUGUCACGAAGGUCAUUGACCUCAUGACGCUGGACGCCCUGCGCGCUGCCGGGGACGUGUUCGAGGUCAGCAAUGGCAAGGACUGCGUCAUGCCACUGCGGUCGUGCGUGCUGCAUCCAGAUUUCUACGUACAUGCGAGCGACUGGAUUGUGCUGGCGAUUUUGCACGGCAGUAACCGAAAGAUACCUGAGACGUUGGGCAGCAGCGCGUCGGCAGAGUAUCGUCGCGAGAGGCUCGGCGCGGCACGUCGCAUUCUGCAGCGCAUCCAAAGUCGGCACCUGUACACGACGAUUGGCUCGUACCGCCACAGCGAGCAGACCUUGAUCAAUGCAGGCCGCCUAAACUCUGUGGAAGGGUCCAGCCAGGAGGUGAAGCGGGAGGUCAUGAUUCAGGAGCUGCUGUCCGAUAUCGAAGCAACGAACCUGGACCUGUCGAUGAAGCUGCACGAGUGGUCACGGCAGCACAACGGCAUGGCAGCGAUUGAGAUCCUGCAAGCUGAGAUUACCCAAACAGCCGGAGACAUGGACAAGAGGCAGGAUCCAGUGAGUGCCACCUAUUUCUUCAACCCGCGCCAGUCCACGCACUGUCGCGUCGAGCCGCACUUCUCGUGCAACGUGACGACGACGUUGUUCGUCAAGAUGGGUCCGGUGUCCUCCCUGGUCGUGGUGUGUCGCAUGACAUUGACUCCGCAGGAGAAGGAGUCACUGCGCAUUAGUUUCACCUCCGUCGCAGAUCGGCUUGGCAAGACGGACGCAAGCUCCUUUUCGUGCACCCCCAUGAGCCAACGGGGCCGCGCCGCUGAGUCAUCGCAACCGGCGGCCUCUGGAGCACAGGACGAGUCCGUCGCGACUCCAAAUCACUCGAUGAGGGAGACUGGGGGGCUGACGUUCUCCAUGGGCAGUGAUUAUCCGGCGGCAAAGCGGCUCAAACUGGACCUUGACGCCCGGCUCUACGAGCGGGCAGGCUUUGACGUUGAUCAGAGCAGUGAGGACGUUCUCCCCAGCGGCGCGACAAUGCGGUCCCUAGAGUUGGCGACGUCAGCGCGGGGCGGGCAGAUGGGGACGAAGAGUCAGGAUGACGGCAAUGGUGAGGAGACGGACAUCCUCAGCUUUUCCUAG
This is a messenger RNA of Leishmania braziliensis MHOM/BR/75/M2904, 2022 nucleotides long. RefSeq lists its product as hypothetical. Gene Ontology annotation, cellular component: nucleus. The record is from RefSeq and is a predicted model, not a curated record. Gene Ontology annotation, biological process: dGTP catabolic process. Gene Ontology annotation, molecular function: dGTPase activity. The transcript has a single exon. Lineage: Eukaryota; Euglenozoa; Kinetoplastea; Trypanosomatida; Trypanosomatidae. Bases 1 to 2022 code for a protein of 673 amino acids.